AUGGCCACCAUCUCCCAUAACCACGUUAAAUACCAGGCCCGACUAGACUUCAUACAAGCCGUUCUCCAGGAACGAUUUGGCCUCAAGGAAAAAGCUGAGGUUACCCCCAUUCAAUGCGACCCAGAAUGCCCUUUCAAAUACAACAACUUUGUCAACCGUGUUUACUUCAAUGAACCUAUCAUAGCGACCAACGAUGGGCCUGGACAGCCUGGCUGUGUCCCCAUUCCUGAUGAUACCAAGGAGCUUAUAUUCCGCCUCGCCAACCCUGAUGCUGAGGGCAUGAUACGGACAACCUGCAUUGAAAAUGAAGUCGCCACCACUGCACUCGCCUCUGCUGCUCUCGCUGGUUUUGUUCCACAAAUAGCACCGUUUGUGUACGCCUGGGGGAGCGCUUCUAUUGAGUCGUCUGGAUACUUUUGUCGAGCGUGGUUUGCCGAUACAAUUCGAACAUCUGGACUCAAAGCAAGAUCGAGCGCUAACAUCAUCCUAUUCGAUCCCAAAUCCAACCGCAUCACAGCACUCAUCGACUACGAUUUCGCGUGUAUGUCCCACCCCUCAUACGAAUUCCUUCGCUCCUUUGACGGAGCCGGUGGCCAGUUCAGAGGUUGGUCUACCGAUGAAGCUAAUGAUGGCAUGGCUUUACGACACGCAAAACUGCAUGGGUUUCCAUCCCCACUUCCGCCGACAACAAAGGACGGAGUCAAAUGGGACAUCGUGAAAGCGUGGGAGGAUGAACUGGAAAAGCUAAAUGUGAAGAUACCGAGAAACAUGAGGGGAAUUGAUAAGGUCGCUGAUGUUGACACGGUCCAAGAAAUAUAG
Molecule: messenger RNA, 819 nt
Organism: Pseudogymnoascus verrucosus
Lineage: Eukaryota; Fungi; Ascomycota; Leotiomycetes; Thelebolales; Thelebolaceae
Exons: 3
Coding region: 1-819 (272 amino acids)
Source: RefSeq, a predicted model, not a curated record